Messenger RNA from Seriola dumerili (greater amberjack), 1748 nucleotides. RefSeq names its product chromosome unknown C5orf34 homolog (gene cunh5orf34). The coding region runs from base 59 to 1696 and encodes 545 amino acids. The transcript is spliced from 11 exons. The record is from RefSeq and is a predicted model, not a curated record. NCBI's taxonomy places the organism in Eukaryota, Metazoa, Chordata, Actinopteri, Carangiformes, Carangidae.
CCGACGCAGGUUUUGAGUUUUUCAGCGCGACCCAGGAAAAGUAGAUUGUUCCCAUUUAAUGAUGGAAACCGACGCCGGUGUCAGUUUGAUGAUCAUGUAUGAGGACGAGUCGGUGGAUGUUCGCUACGUAAACGGAUCCCAGUUGCAACUGUCGCCGUGCGGCUGUGAAUUCCUGCUGGUGAAAGCCACGGACCCCUCCGGCCAUCCUCUGCAGCCUAGGGAGAGGGUCCGACAGAGGACGAGGUUCACCAUCAGCACAUACAAGGAGUUGAUGGUAGCUGCAUUGGCUUUUAGGAACAAACAUGCAAGUCAACCAUAUCUGCCAGAGGAACUCAUCCCUGCUGAACACAGGAAGCCUUUUUUCAGCAUUGACUCAGACGUGCAGUGGCCUGAGCGGUCUUCCUGUGAAGCAGAGCUCAGGCCUGGUGGUGAGACCAUCAUCAGAUCUGAGGAGGGCCGAGCUGCGCUGAUGCUCUCGCCAUCAGGUGAAGAAUUCUCCGUUGAGUUCACGUGCAGCCUCAGUCAGACUCAGAAUCAGCAAAGCAGCGUGCAGUGUUCCAGCAGAGAUCCUGAUGGUGGGCCGGGCAGUCAGCAGCAGGUAAACAAUCUCAUCCGUCAGACCACCAAUAACGAGACCAAAGAGGUUCAUCAGGGAAGAGAAAGAUGGAAUGAGUCGACUAGAUCAAGGUCUUGUUCUCCUCGGAUUACCAGCACUUCUCAGCCAAAGCCAGGGGAGAUGUACCAAUCCACCACAGUGGUCCAGCAUCACUCCUGCUUUGCUUACGCCCCCAUGUGGUCUUACCCUCUCUCCUUGGCUCGUCAUCACUGGACGGCUUGUUUCUCUAAACUUAAAGCUGUCGGACCCGAGGGAACUGGUGAUUCUGCCCAGGCGGGCAGGAGAAUAAAUAUGUCUGACAUAUUUAGUGAAGAGAGAAGGUCUCACCUACCUGAGGCGCUACCUCUCACGUGUCCAUCACCUCACAGGCACAGGUGGAAGAGUAAAGACCCCCUGACCAAAAAAGAACAGUCAGAUCAAGACCUUGCAACAGAGCUGGUGAAAGUGAUGUGGUGUCAAGGAGUCACUUACAGGAUACUGAACGGAGCAGUCUCAGUCAUAGAGGUUUCCCCAGGAGACGGUUCAGUGAUCCGGUCUAACGGAGUCCUUAGCACUUAUUUUACCCAUCACCAACGUGAGCUCCAGUCAGGGCGGGUGAAAGAGCUAUCAUACCAUCUGAACAGCCUUCCACCGGAUGUAUGCGGACAGGUUUACUCUAUAUGCUCUAUUGUGAGUCGUGCAAGCAGGAUCCUCACUUGCUACGACCAGACGAAGCAAUCGCUGAAGCUCCCUGCCACACCCAGCUGCUUGCAAGAAGCCAAAGAAGGCAGAUGUUUUUCUAAACCACCGAUGCUUGAGGAAUAUCUGUCCAAUCCUGCACCUGUCGAGCAUCACAUGACAGUAGAAAGUUGGUCAGAUCUUGUAGCUGCGGAACUGGAGAAGAUAAAACGGUUCAACUUUCUUCUGGAGAACAGCCAACUCAAAAGAAGUGAGAAACGGUGGGCGGAGCUGCAACAUAGUUCUGCAGAAGAGGAGACUCAUGAACCAGUGGAUGAGAGCUCCAUUGCUGAGGCUCUUCAGAGGACAUCCAGAGCCAUACAGGACAUUGAUGCUCUCAUUUCUGCAACCACACUCACUUGAAAGAGUGAUACGAGAUAUGAGCUUGACUGUAAAAAUGUAAAUCGGGUUUACC